AUGUGGUCCCUGGUUGCUGCUGAUUUCUCGGAGGCAUAAAGGGGGGUCUAGAGGAAAGAAAGAUUUACGAAUUGAUAGGUGGUCGAGUUUUGUUUGGCUGAGCAGCCUCUACGCAAAAAGUAGAGGAGCGCUGCGCUUCCUCUUCUUAAAGGAUUAAGGGGAGUGAUGGCCACCAGGUGGGGGUCAGAAUUGCCGUCUCAGAGACAGUGAACCGCUAUUGGAGUAAAACGAAAUACUAACCGCACAGGAAAAAAAAAAAACAAAAAAAAAAACUUUUAUUGCAGAACAUACCGGUAAACACUGCGAGCCGCAGAUAUACUGCAUUGGAGAGGAAGCUAGUGCUCAGCUAGUCACACUAUUUCUGAGGACUCGGUGUGCAGUGUCCAGUGGAGUUCAAUAAGCCGUAUCGUCUAUAGGGACCAUUAUUAAAACUAAUUUUUCCCCUGCUAGCUAUUUUUGCUAGCUAGGAGAUGACAAGUGAAACUUCCCAGCAGCAGCUGGACUCACCAGCGCUUUUAAGAUCGAGCCCGAUUUCUGGAGUUCUUCAUUCAGUACUGAUGCACCAACAGUCCUCGGCAGUGGAGUGCGCAUCCUCCUCCAAAGGCAAAAAGGCGAAUUCAGGGCUCAGGCGCCCUGAAAAACCGCCGUAUUCCUACAUCGCACUCAUUGUGAUGGCAAUUCAGAGCUCCCCAACAAAAAGGUUAACCCUCAGCGAGAUCUAUCAGUUUCUUCAGGCAAGGUUCCCAUUCUUCAGAGGCUCUUACCAGGGAUGGAAGAAUUCGGUUCGCCACAAUCUGUCCUUGAACGAGUGCUUUAUAAAACUACCGAAGGGGCUAGGCAGACCCGGUAAAGGGCACUACUGGACCAUUGACCCAGCCAGUGAAUUUAUGUUUGAGGAGGGGUCUUUCCGCCGCAGACCGAGAGGUUUCAGAAGAAAAUGCCAGGCUUUAAAACCAAUGUAUCGGAUGAUGAACGGCAUUGGUUUUGGCACUUCAAUAUUACCUCAAGGCUUUGAUUUUCAAGCUCCUUCUGCCUCAUUGGCAUGCCAUACCAACAGCUACAACUUGGACAUGAUGACUAAUUCUGUGGCAGGAGGCUAUGAUGGACUCAGCGGUGGCCACCAUGUCCCUCAUAUGUCUCCCAGCCCCGGUUCAACUUACAUGGCCAGUUGCCCAGUAACUUCUAAUGGAGACUAUGGCCCUGAUAACAGCAGUAGUCCAGUACCUUCUUCCCCUGCAAUGGCUAGUGCGUUGGAAUGCCAUUCUCCAUAUGCAAGUACGUCUGCACAUUGGGCAUCUUCAGGGGGAUCUCCAUAUAUCAAACAGCAGACAAUGGCAUCUAAUAACCCUUCUUCAUCCACUUUACACUCUAGCAUGUCUUCCUACUCCCUGGAACAAAGCUACUUGCAUCAAAAUGCCAGAGAAACGGCAGAUAUUUCAGUGGGAAUACCUCGGUACCAAACCCAUUCGUCGCCAGUUUGUGAAAGGAAAGAUUUUGUUUUGAAUUUCAACGGGAUCUCCUCAUUCCACCCGUCAGCCACUGGCUCUUAUUAUCACCAUCACCACCACCACCACCAUCACCAGAGCGUAUGCCAGGACAUAAAGCCCUGUGUGAGGUGAAUGAGCGAACGCACCGCCGCAGACAGCUGUUCCACUGACUGCCUUAACAGGUUACGACCAAAAAUGAGAUAUCUGUGCCGAAGAAAAAGUAAUGACUAAAGACUAGAACAUCACUAAAUCAUCUACAGACACUUUUACUAGAAAGCGAACAACCACUCUUUAAUAUCAAUAUGAAUGGUUUUAUUAGUAUAGGGUUUUCAAAACCCCGACAACAUUCCUUUGACUGUUUUUGUAGCUGACAUGAGCUACAAUAGACAAUGUGGCUAUCUAUUGCAGCUCUGGAAACAUAAUUUUGUUCUUGUCUGUAUCCUUAUUAUAUGAAUAGGAUUUCAAUUGCUAUACACAUAAAAAAAAAAACUAAAACAAAAAAACACAACAUAUUCAAUGUUUUUUUUUAAUUAUUAUUAUUAUUUUUUAUUUUUACACAACUGCAAUAUUUCACAUUAACUGUUUAAAGUAAUACCGUAUUAAGUACAGGUUAUAAGAAACAUUUAAGUUCAAGAAAAACAACUAUAGCCGCUAGAACUUUUUCUUUGCCUGCAAACCACAAAAGUCAAUACAAUGUUAUGUAGCCAUUUAUUUUUAUUUUUUCUGAAAUAACUAUAAUGUAUGUACGCCUACUCCUUUUCUGAGGUAUAUAGAAUGUUUAGUUCCAAUGAUAUAUUUUUUUUGCGGAUGACUAAGGGAAGGAAGGCCAGGUAGGUCACACAUAUACGCUCACACUACGUUUUUAUUAAACAACAUUUGGAAAUAUUUGCACUUAUUGUAUACUCGCUAAGUUUGCCAAAAUAUUCUGAUGUAAAGUAUUGCAAUACAAUCUAUAUGUUGAAAAUGUAUGUGUAGAAUUAACAUAUGUAGAAUUGCCUUAAGAAUAUGUUUAUUUUAGUUAAUAUACAUUCUAGCGUGUUUUUUAAACCACCGGCAAAAUUAACAGGAAGCAAACAUACAGAUACAGGCCAAUAAACGAACAAAAGGAAGAAAAAAAACUUUAAAUUUUCGUGGUUUAUAUGGCAAUAACAGCAACCCCAAUAUUAUUCACUAAAUCAACGCUGCUGUACAGGGCAAGUUAACUACCCUUUGGGUUAGGCUGCCAAAAAGCGCACAGCAAUGCUUGUUAAUAAACAAUAAAACAAAAAAGUAUUCGGUUUAGGCCAUAACUGUGUUGUUUAAUGGAGGGUAACAAUUCAAAUCACGUUGAAAUAAUCUUUAGCUAAACUAUACUCUUCUUUAAAAAACCAUUAAACCAAUAGGAGUAAACAAAUUAGCAAACAGAACAAGAAUGUGUUAUAAUUAGCAACAACAAACUACUCUGUUACAACACAUCUGGUUUUGUAUUACAAUGAUCACCGUGGAUGACGUUACGCAAUCCCCUCCGCAGUAUUGUUGAAUCACACCUGGGAGAAAAUAUCAGUCGGGUUAAUAAAAAUCUGCUGCUGUCUAAAUAAAUAACACAUUUCCAGUCUGUGUCAGAUAUUUAAAAUACAAAAACUGCUUUCCUUAUUGGAACACAUUUUAAGUGUGUUUCAGUAUCAGCAGGGGAAUGCACUUUAUUGUACCAUAAAUCUUAGAUUUUCAAAUUGUGCAAAAUAAGCACUGGAUUUCAAAACAGAUUUCUACUAGUAGCCUAUUAGCAUUAUUUUAAAAGGAUGCAUACAAUUUGGUUUGUUGUAAACUUCUUGUGAAAAUAAUAAAUAACCACUCUGAAA
Molecule: messenger RNA, 3325 nt
Organism: Acipenser ruthenus (sterlet)
Lineage: Eukaryota; Metazoa; Chordata; Actinopteri; Acipenseriformes; Acipenseridae
Product: forkhead box protein F2-like
Exons: 2
Coding region: 471-1619 (382 amino acids)
Biological process (GO): animal organ morphogenesis; regulation of transcription by RNA polymerase II
Cellular component (GO): nucleus
Molecular function (GO): DNA-binding transcription factor activity, RNA polymerase II-specific; RNA polymerase II cis-regulatory region sequence-specific DNA binding
Source: RefSeq, a predicted model, not a curated record